CUGCCUUCCUGAGGAUACUAAAAAGACAUCUGCUUGGUUUUGAUUAUCAUCUACAGUAUAUCACGGUCACGCUAACAGACAGUGCAGUUCUUCUUCAUCAUAAAACUUUAUUUUCUGCAUGCGUUUUAAAACUAUAUCAGUUUAAACUUCUAAUUUAUAAUUUUCUAAGCGCACACAUCUUAAUCACACACAGAUAGCUGGCUGUCAGACAGCACAUCUCGUUUCUCCCCCCGCUGUACUGAACCAGUACCUAACCGUGACUUCAAAACCAAGGGCUAGAGGAAGGCCGAAGAUGAAGACUGUGAUUGUGGUGCAUGGUGGCGCGUGGGCCAUCCCGGAUCUGUUAGCCGAAGCAUCCGUGGCUGGAGUCAAGAAUGCUGUGCGGGCAGGGGAUACUGUUCUGAAGAAUGGGGGGAGUGCAAUUGAUGCUGUAGAAAAAGCUGUGAGGUCUUUGGAGGAUGACCCAGCGUUUGAUGCAGGUCAUGGUGCAGUGCUCAAUAUUGAUGGAGAGGUGGAGCUGGACAGUGUCAUCAUGGAUGGGGAAACACUUGCCGCUGGAGCUGUGGCCUCUGUUAGAAACAUUGCUAACCCUGUUAGUCUUGCUCGUGCUGUGAUGGAAAAGACAGAUCAUGUUAUGUUGACAGACAGAGGGGCAAGCAUGUUUGCAGAGCGCAUUGGUAUUCCAGUAUCUCAUGAUUUGGUGACUGAGCCAGAACGCAAAGAGUGGGAACACAGCAACAGCUAUGGAGCCGAAGUCAAACAGCACUACAACACACAAUGGGGCCAUGAUACCGUUGGAGCGGUGGCUCUGGACUCUUUCGGUAAUGUGGCGUGCGCAACGUCCACUGGAGGAAUCAGAAACAAAAUGGUGGGAAGAGUUGGAGAUUCUCCUAUUAUAGGAUCUGGUGGAUAUGCAGACAAUAGAAGUGGCGCGGUCUCCUGUACUGGUCAUGGAGAGUCUAUUCUCAAAGUCACCUUAGCCAGAUUAAUCCUCUUUCAUAUGGAGCAAGGGAAAUCAGCCACAGCCGCUGCCACCGCCUCACUCCAGUACAUGGGUGAGAGAGUGAAGGGAUGUGGAGGCGCCAUUGUUCUGUCCUCCACAGGGGACUGGGCCGCCGGCUUCACCACACCACGCAUGGCUUGGGCCUCCAUUAAAGAGGACGUCCUGCACUGGGGCUUGAAUCCGAAAGAAGAGUUUACCGAGAUGCUGAAAUGUUAACGUUUUUAGUUUUAAUCAUAUUUUUAAUUAACCUUAUAGUGAAUUUCUUGAGACUUUGAGCUAGUUCAUCAGUUUGUCUUAAUGGUUAGCUUCUAUCAGUUUGUUCUGUUUAAUUUCAUUUAUCCUUUAUAUAAACCUACAAGUUAUUUUACAUCAAUAGCUAUGAGCUCUUUUUCACAUCAAAAAGAUAACAAAUACUCCUCGAUUCAUUGAUUUAAAAACAAAAAACCUUAUCUAUGACUAUUGAUAGAUGUUAAAAAAAAAUGAAAAUACAUGUUAGUAACAUUUAGCCAUUUACUCUGUAUACACUUAUUAACAUUUAUGCAAGUUGUCCCCUACUGUUUCUGUAUUGUACAAACAAUAGAAACAUAAUAUAGUGUUGAAACAUGUAUAGUGUAAGUGACUAGAUGAAGAAUUAAGAUUUCUUAUAAGCUUAACCCACAAUUAUUGAAAAAUGAUAAGAGUUAUCUAGUUAGCAUUAUAUGUAUCCACAAAUGACAUCUGAGUGCAUAGACAUCAGAUAUAUUAUAAACAAUAUAAGACAAAUGUAUAACAGCCAGUGUUGGGGAAAGUUUUUUUUUUUUUUUAAAGUAAUGUGUUACAAUAUUGCAUUACUCCCUUAAAAAGUAACUAAUUGCGUUACUUAGUUACAUUUUAUGGAAAGUAAUGCAUUACAAUUCUUUUUGCGUUACUUUUUCUCACCUGGGCUGGGAUUGCUUGUUUGUUUUUAAUUUUAAAAAAAGUUAUUGGCAAAUAUAAAGGCCAUUUCCCCCCAAAAGUGCCUCAGGCUGAAGGAAAUGCACACCUAAACAGUAGAGGGUGCAGCUCAAACAAACCUUUCAGCUGUGAAAGAAGAAAGUUCAACACUGUUACUUGAGCAAUAAAAAAAUAAAAUAAAAAAACACAAAUGUGUUUAAAUAGUAAUUUUGCUUAUUGCUAUGGUUAAAUUGGAUCAUCAAAUGUCAGCAGCAAAGACACUGGUUAAUAAAGUGAGAAUAAUACAUAUUUUAUAUUUAUAUAUACAUAUUUUCAUAUAUAUAUAUAUAUAUAUAUAUAUAUAUAUAUAUAUAUAUAUAUAUAUAUAUAUAUAUAUAUAUAUAUAUAUAUAUAUAUAUAAUAUAGUAUAUUUGUAUUAUCUAACAUAUUGGUUUGCUUAAUAUUCUGAGUAUUCCGAGCACUGAUUUCUCAAAACAUGCAAGAGAGGUGUCAGUCAAUAAAUGGGAAAGCAAAGUAACUUUUGUUACUUAUUUGAAAAUGUAUUUUUUUUGUGAAUGUAAAAGUAAUGCUUUACUCGUUAUUUGAAAAAAGUAAUCUGAUUACGUAACU
This is a messenger RNA of Megalobrama amblycephala (Wuchang bream), 2545 nucleotides long. Its product is annotated as isoaspartyl peptidase/L-asparaginase. The transcript has 8 exons. The coding region runs from base 293 to 1219 and encodes 308 amino acids. The record is from RefSeq and is a predicted model, not a curated record. Lineage: Eukaryota; Metazoa; Chordata; Actinopteri; Cypriniformes; Xenocyprididae. Gene Ontology annotation, molecular function: asparaginase activity.